Messenger RNA from Colletotrichum paranaense, 126 nucleotides. RefSeq lists its product as uncharacterized. The coding region runs from base 1 to 126 and encodes 41 amino acids. Lineage: Eukaryota; Fungi; Ascomycota; Sordariomycetes; Glomerellales; Glomerellaceae. The transcript has a single exon. The record is from RefSeq and is a predicted model, not a curated record.
AUGACUGACGAAGCGCACUACGACGACCUCAUCCCAACGUUGCGUGCCAAGGAUGCGUAUCGGGAAUUUUCUCCCGGCCUCGGGUACCGACUCGGUCCGGGUCACAUGAUACUGACCGCCUCUUAA